Messenger RNA from Branchiostoma belcheri (Belcher's lancelet), 4410 nucleotides. RefSeq names its product tetratricopeptide repeat protein 28-like. NCBI's taxonomy places the organism in Eukaryota, Metazoa, Chordata, Leptocardii, Amphioxiformes, Branchiostomatidae. Gene Ontology annotation, molecular function: protein binding. The coding region runs from base 28 to 3555 and encodes 1175 amino acids. The transcript is spliced from 8 exons. The record is from RefSeq and is a predicted model, not a curated record.
GAUGAACUGCAUCAUUCCGUUGUUGACAUGGAUGGAAGUGAUGAACGUGCCACUGUCAAACUCUUGGCUCAGAGCAUUGAAAGAAUGCUGAAACACAACAAAGCAGAGUUCAAAACAGCAGCAAGGGGCAAGCAGCAACUUCUGUCCACAAAGUACUGGGAAGAGUUCCAUCUGCAGUUAAUCAAAGCCUGUACAGAUACAGGUAAUGCUGAAGAACAGCCUGCUCCAGUCCUGGACCAAAGUGUUGUUCAAAGUCAGGAGACAGAGGAAGGUAAUGAAACGCCACAUCCUGGUCAAGUCCAAAAGAGAGAAAGAGACACAGAACCUACUGGUGAGACAGAAAGCAGGAAAGCAACAAAGAAAGGGCAACCUCCUCCACUGCCUAUUGUGGUAGAAAUACUUGCACAGGUCAUACCCAGUGUUAAAUCUCCAAAGGAAAUGAAAAACUAUGCCUCUGCAAGAGAGACACUUCUCACAUUAGACCCCACCACAGUUACAGAUGAAACUGUCUAUCUUCUGGAAAACAUAAGGCCUGAAAUCAAGACCAUGGAAGACUUGCUUGACACUGCAGAAGCAAUCAAGCAAAUAGAGAAAAUCAAGGGUGUUAAUGUAAUAAUUGUAAAGCCGGGCAGUCUGAUCUUCUACCUGCAAUGUACAGACUUGUCUGGGUUAGGGGACCUCUGGUUCAUGUACAAAAGUGGAGAACUAAGCAACAUGCUGCACAGUAGUUUGAUAAGGGAGGAAACCUUACAGCAACUCUGUGCUGAGAGUGUCUCUGUGACGACAAACAUCAACAUGGAGGACUUCAGGAAGGCCCUGGUCUACCUACUCACUACAUCCUCUGCAGAAGACCAACCCAUCCCAAGACUACCCCAGGAGUACCCCCUCUACCAGCCACACACCCACACCACUGCCAGUGUGCUGGAUGUACUUCAUCUGGAUGGUACAAACCUGGCAAGGUCUUCUGGGAAACAACAGGAGCUACACAUCCCUCCAGCUACACAGACUGAGGACAGUCUGGAUCAUCUUGGGGCCAAACUUCGCGAACUGAAAAUGACAGAUGAUCAACAGACUACAGAAGCACAUGCCACCACAGAUGUGCCUGAAGUGAUCUCAGAACUGGUCUCACUGGACAUCAGGGAACUGGAACAACUGAUGGGAAAACCCAGGAAGAGAACUUCCUCCAUGGGUUCUCAGACAUCUGGGUAUCAAACAGGCACUCCAGGAUCAGGACCCAGCAGACCAUACUCGCCUACAGGUGAGGUUGAAACACAGACCAUACUAGGGACUCUCCUUGCUGAACUGAACACACCUGCAGUGAUGGAAGACAAGGUACAACAGUUUGACCUGUACUGUCAGAUAGGUGAUCUCUACAGGACAAAACUACACAACUUACAGUCAGCUCUGCAGUAUUACCAGAACAUGUUAGAGUGUUCUCAGGAACUGUCAGAAGACACAAAACAAGCCAAGGCCUACAACAGACUAGGUUUAACAUAUGACAUCCUUGGUUUGCAACAGGAAGCCUUUAGAAAUCAUGAGAAAGCUCUGGCUAUCUAUAGAGUAGAAACCAGAAAUGAAACUAACAUUUGUGUAGCGUACAAAAACCUGGCCUCAUCAUUAGCACUGUCAGGUCAAGUGUCAGAUGCAAAAACUAACUAUGAAUCAGCCUUGGCUGUUGCCAUGGAGACAGGAAACAAGACUGAACAGAUGGACAUUUACUGUAAGCUGGGUGAUUUACACAGGGAACAGCUACAGGAACCACAGGAAUCACACAAGUACUACACAGAGAUGUUGGCACUAGCCAGGGACUUGGGGAGGAAGGACUGGGAGAGUCUGGCUUACAACAGACUGGGACAUGCCCAUUAUGACAUGGGGGAGCAUGAGGAAAGUUUGGAGUGGUACAGAAAGCACCUGAAGAUGAGCCAAGAAAGUGGAGACAAGACUGAACAGAUAACAGCACAUAAAAACAUAGCUCGUUCCUACAAGGCACUGGGUAAACUGGACCUGGCUAGAUCUCACUAUCAAUCAGCAAUGACCAUUGCCAUGGAGACAGGAAACAAGACUGAACAGAUGGACAUUUCCUUACAGCUGGGUGAUUUACACAGAGAACAGCUACAUGAACCACAGGAAUCACACAAGUACUACACAGAGAUGUUGGCACUAGCCAGGGACUUGGGGAGGAAGGACUGGGAGGGGCUGGCUUACAACAGACUUGGACAUGCCCAUUAUGACAUGGGGGAGCAUGAGGAAAGUUUGGAGUGGUACAAGAAGGACCUGAAGAUGAGACAAGAAAGUGGAGACAAGACUGAACAGAUAACAGCACAUCAAUGUCUAGCUGUUUCCUACCAGGCACUGGGUAAACUGGACCUGGCCAGAUCUCACUAUCAAUCAGCAAUGACCAUUGCCAUGGAGACAGGAAACAAGACUGAACAUAUGGAUAUUUACUGUAAGCUGGGUGAUUUACACAGGAAACAGCUACAUGAACCACAGGAAUCACACAAGUACUACACAGAGAUGUUGGCACUAGCCAGGGACUUGGGGAGGAAGGACAGGGAGAGUCAGGCUUACAACAGACUUGGAGUGGCCCAUUAUGACAUGGGAGAGCAUGAGGAAAGUUUGGAGUGGUACAAGAAGAACAUGAAGAUGUGCCAAGAAAGUGGAGACAAGACUGAACAGAUAACAGCACAUCAAAACAUGGCUGAUUCCUACAAGGCACUGGGUAAACUGGACCAGGCCAGAUCUCACUAUCAAUCAGCAAUGACCAUCGCCAUGGAGACAGGAAACAAGACUGAACAGAUGGACAUUUACUGUGGUCUGGGUGAUUUACACAGGGAACAGCUACAUGAACCACAGGAAUCACUCAAGUACUACACAGAGAUGUUGGCACUAGCCAGGGACUUGGGGAGGAAGGACAAGGAGAGUCAGGCUUACAACAGACUUGGACUGGCCCAUUAUGACAUGGGGGAGCAAGAGGAAAGUUUAGAGUGGUACAAGAAGGACCUGAAUAUGAGACAAGAAAGUGGAGACAAGACUAAUCAGAUGACAGCACAUCAAUGUCUAGCUGCUUCCUACAUGGCACUGGGUAAACUGGACCUGGCCAGAUCUCACUAUCAAUCAGCAAUGACCUUCGCCAUGGAGACAGGAAACAAGACUCAACAGAUGUACAUUUACUGUGAGCUGGGUGAUUUACACAGGGAACAGCUACAUGAACCACAGACAUCACACAAGUACUACACAGAGAUGUCGGCACUAGCCAGGGACUUGGGAAGGAAGGACAGGGAGAGUCUGGCUUACAACAGACUUGGACGGGCCCAUUAUGACAUGGGGGAGCAUGAGGACAGUUUGGAGUGGGACAAGAAGUCCCUGAAGAUGAGACAAGAAAGUGGAGACAAGACUGGACAGAUAACAGCACAUCAAGACAUAGCUGUUAACUACAAGGAACUGGGUAAACUGGACCUGGCCAGAUCUCACUAUCAAUCAGCAAUGACCAUCGCCAUGGAGACAGGAAACAAACAGAAACAGGAGGACAUUGCCAAGAAACUGGCUAAUCUGUAAUAAUACAGGAGACUGAUAACAACUUAACACUACAAGACUGUAUAAAAUUGUAUAAAGUAAAAUGACUAAACUUGUUUAAUGACAAUAUACAGGACAAAACUUCUAUUUAGUAGUACUGUAUUUCAAAAAUGGCAGCUGCUUUAGUUUUGCAGUAAAUUUACAGCACAAGUCACCAGAAAUAGCAUUCACUUUCGUAAGUUAAAUCUAGAUGAUAAAUCUGUACUACUGUGGUAUCUGGGACAUAAUAUCAUGUUGAACAUAUAACAUUACUACCUCACCUUUGUUGUAAAUAACAUAUCAGGAUAGACCUUAACAAUACUGUUGAAAGAAAAGGAGUGUAAACGGUAUUCUCAAGAUUCAGACACUGUACUACAUGUUUGUAGAAUUGAUUAUAAAACAAAAGAAACUCCAGUCCACAAGUCAAAAGAUGACAUAUAUUGAUAUUCAUCAUCAAGGUUGACAAAAGAGGUUACGGGACACAAAAACAGAUGUAAAACAAAAUUAAUUGGAUCCUGGCUGCUUACAAUGUAGUGAGAUAUGACAUGGCUUUAGAAAAGAGUAGAGCACACAUGCUGUAUUAAUCAUGAUCUGACAUUUCUUUCUAGAAUUCAAUGAAAUUUUCAAUACUUACACUCUAAACUGCAUCAGAGUCUCCCAUUGGUGUCUGUUUACCUUUUAUCAUAAAAAUUCUUAUUGACAAGUUGAUCAAUAUGGUUGAUAAAUUUAUCAAUAUCGUUGAUCUUAAAUUCGAUGUUAUUUCAGCACCAAGGACAGGGUUGGGUACUCUAACAACUAGAAAAAAGUACCAAACAAAACUAUGACAUGGGCAAUACAAAUCUAAGACUAAUGCAAACA